AUGGAUAAUCAGCAUCAACCCAGAUGCAGACCAUUGAGUUGUAAUGCAUUAAAAUGCGUGCUCAAGUCGAUGAGUGUUGAGAAGAGACAAGAAAUCCACACCAAUCUGCCAAGCCUCCAUGCCGUCAAUUCCGUUCUUCCAUAUACCAUCACUACAGUGGGAAUUGUGCCGAAUGCAUUAACAAUAAACCGGAAAACAUGGACUUUUCGCAAAAAGCAAGUACUGUGGUAUGAUUUUGAUGAUUCAAAUCAGACGACUAUCUCGAUUGUCGAUCUUGAUUCUCACAAAAGUUCUCCAGAUUUUUAUGUGAACAAAUCUCCUGAUGAGGCAUUUGAGAAAUGUUUCAAUGUUUACGUCAAAAAUAAUUCCAAUAUCCGAAACUUUGAGAUUUGGGGUCUUCCGGAAUUCUUGUGCGAAAGAGAUGGAUCCGACGGUUUCAAACUGAACAUCUCGAGAUUUGAAAACGACUGUUGUGAAUGUCGACGUGUUUGA
Messenger RNA from Caenorhabditis remanei, 492 nucleotides. RefSeq lists its product as uncharacterized. The record is from RefSeq and is a predicted model, not a curated record. Lineage: Eukaryota; Metazoa; Nematoda; Chromadorea; Rhabditida; Rhabditidae. The coding region runs from base 1 to 492 and encodes 163 amino acids. The transcript has 2 exons.